AAUUAAACUAAAUAUCAAAACAAGUAUAUAGGGCCGGAAAAGUCGGAGGGAAUCCACUAUGUAAAAAUGGAAGAUCCACAAAUUGUGUAAUGGGCUGGGUCUCUUGGGCCCAACGUUUUGUAACACACACCUAUAUAUAUAUCCCCAAAAAUUCUUGCGCAGCCGCAUUGUAGAGUGAAUUAGGCUGCAUCAUCGGUCUCGUUGCUUCUAGGGUUUCACCAAGCCGUCUCCGUCGCAUUUCCGCCAGCAAUCAUGGUUCUCCAAAACGACAUCGAUCUGCUCAAUCCUCCUGCUGAGCUCGAGAAGAGAAAGCACAAGCUCAAGCGUCUCGUUCAAUCUCCAAACUCAUUCUUCAUGGACGUUAAGUGCCAGGGAUGCUUCAACAUAACCACAGUGUUCAGCCAUUCUCAAACAGUUGUAGUGUGUGGAAACUGUCAGACGGUUCUGUGCCAGCCCACCGGUGGUAAAGCGAGGCUCAUGGAGGGAUGUUCUUUCCGGAGAAAGUACGAUUGAGAUCCCACUAGCCUUCAUCAUCUCAUCACAGAUGUUACUCUUGAGAUAAAUCAGAUCUUUUAUUCAGUUUGCUAUUCUUGCUUACUAGUUCUUAAUGGUUAUGACGAUUUUUUUAGUAUGAGAAGAUUUUGAAGGCAUAAUACUACGUAGUUGAGUAGUUAAUGCUCUGGUCGCGUUGCAAUAGAAUCUGCUUUCGUUGAAUCUUGUUUCUUGCUGCAUCAGUUGUCUGGUUUCUUGUUCAUGUUUGCAUGUUGCUAGUUUGGUCAUUUGUUCAACUAGCAGAGCCAUUGUUUAAUGUGGAAUGAAAUAAACACUUUUGAAUGACUUGUGUAAAAGCAUUGUAAUAGUGAACACAACUAGACUUGAUUAGUGGCUCCGGUUUGAUGAAUUAGAAUCAGUUUUUCAGCCUC
Thlaspi arvense is the source of this 923-nucleotide messenger RNA. The record is from the annotation of a GenBank genome assembly. Lineage: Eukaryota; Viridiplantae; Streptophyta; Magnoliopsida; Brassicales; Brassicaceae.